AUGGCCUACGUCAACAACUGCCCUCCAGCGGGCCCUCCGGAGCCCGCGUUCAAGUACUUCACCGAGGACGAGAUCUUCAGCCCCGAGCCCUACGACAUCAACUUCGCCUACCCCCUCCACCCCGCGACGCUCGAGAGCGACCGGCUCGCGCUCGUCCCCUUCGUCCCCGCCGUGCACGGCGCCGCCUACUGGGCCGCCCUCGCCGGCCGCACCGCCGCCCUCUUCCGCUGGUUCCCCUUCGCGGCCGCCACGCGCGCCGAGGCCCUCUCCUUCUUCGCGCACUGCCAGCGCGCGCCCGGCGCGCUCGCGCUCGCCGCCCACGACAAGACGCGCCCCGACCCCGCGCACCCGGACUGGCCUGGGGCGCUCGCGGGCACGAUCGCGCUCUGGGGCACGUCCCCCGCGAACCUGCACACGGAGCUCGCGCACGUGCUCGUCCUGCCGGACUUCCAGCGCACGCACGUCGCGCGCGGCAUGGUCGGCCUCGCGCUGCGGUACGCGCUCGAGCUCCCCGGCGCGCCGGUGCGGCCCGGGCUCGGGUUCCGCCGCGUGCUGUGGACGGCGCACCCGGAGAACGCGCGCUCGGGCGCGCUCGCGCGGAGGAUGGGGUUCAAGGACGAGGGCGUCGCGCGGUGGCUGUGGGUGCUGCCGGAGGGGGCGGAGAGCGGGAUGCCGUCGCGCGCGGGGGACCCGGCGGCGGAAAAGCCGGGGCGGCAUUCGGUGGUGUUGAGUCUCUGCUGGGAUGAUUGGGAAGGCGGGGCGAGGGAGCAUGUGGAGGCGAUGAUCAACCAGUAG
Messenger RNA from Epithele typhae, 795 nucleotides. Its product is annotated as acyl-CoA N-acyltransferase. The transcript has a single exon. NCBI's taxonomy places the organism in Eukaryota, Fungi, Basidiomycota, Agaricomycetes, Polyporales, Epitheliaceae. Gene Ontology annotation, molecular function: protein N-terminal-serine acetyltransferase activity; protein-N-terminal-alanine acetyltransferase activity. The record is from RefSeq and is a predicted model, not a curated record. Bases 1 to 795 code for a protein of 264 amino acids.